Messenger RNA from Microsporum canis CBS 113480, 1368 nucleotides. RefSeq lists its product as hypothetical. The coding region runs from base 1 to 1368 and encodes 455 amino acids. Lineage: Eukaryota; Fungi; Ascomycota; Eurotiomycetes; Onygenales; Arthrodermataceae. The record is from RefSeq and is a predicted model, not a curated record. The transcript has 3 exons.
AUGUCCACUGCUGUUGCACCCCCAACAGCAGCGCCGUUGCCUCCAAUGGUCGACCGAGACAGAGACCUCAGCCCCAAGUCAUAUCCUACACUGGCGCCUCUAUCGACCUCGCUGUCUUCAGUAUCGACGCCUUCGCGGGGCCCUGCACACGAUUACGCAGGAGAGAAGACGACUCCAGAUGAUAAGCGGUCACCCAACUCGUCACGGAGUGGGGGACCAGCUCCAAAAAUAUCCAUCAAGAAGGAAUCCCCAUCGUCUCCUAACAUGCAAGCUGGACCAGCCAGGCACCGUCCACGGAAACUAGACCUUUCAUCAGUGGCGACCGGUCAGGGCCCUACGACCGCAAGAGGACCAUUGACAGCUCGAGAUGGACUGGCAAUGCAUGAUGUUGGGCUUGCAUGUCUAUCCCCUGGAUUCCAAACACAAGAUCCCAACAUGAGAGAACAGCUUCAACGAAGUAUCUCGGUCAGAGAUCAACAACGGUCUAUCAUCGAGUCUCGUCUGCAGAAAUCUGCCAAGGGAGACGGUCCAGAUACUGCCAAACCCUCAGAGUCAAACCUUUUUGGCUCCUCAGGCCCAAAGACAUCUACCAAGAAACGACCUCCCCCGGGUCUCUCGAUCGUUGCUCCGUCUGCCUCGACCUUUGCCAACGAACGAGUAAUUCAAUCUGCACCACUUAAUCAAACAUUCACCGGCCGCCGCCAACCUCAACCUCUAACUCGUCAUUUUGUCAACCCUCCAGAUUUUGCUCCCUCCCCACAGGUAAAUCAUAACCCUGCGAACCAAACAAACAAUCGUCUGCCACCAAUAUCAGAUGUAUUCGGCACCGAUGCAUUAGUCCCACGAGAUAGAGACAGAGACCGCGAAGCAAGCUCUAGAAAUGGUGCAAUAUCGACAAAACGACCACGAGAAUACCGCUCUGCAGAGGAGGCGGUCCACGAGCUCGCGGGCGGACGAGAGGAGCUUCUCCCUAGAAUCGUACACUACAGUGGAAACAGGACCAGCAGCCCUCGAUCGCCACCAGGAAUCCACAACAGCAACGGAAACGGUGAUGGCCCUAAUUCAGGGCACUCGUCCCACCAACAACAUCAUCCACCGCAUACCAGCAGUGGAUCAUCCAGUAGCCAGUACCCCAAUCAACCAUCACUUGGAUAUCCUACGUCGAGCGCUCGUCGACGCACUAGAAACGAAUAUGAGCAAGAUCACGGCAGCCCACCUCUUGGAAGUGGCCCCGAACAUCGAUACCGGCCUCCUCCCACUUCACACGGACCCUUCGGGGCAGGACGAGACUCGCCUGAUACCCAACGGAGGAAAAAGGAAGAGUUCCUAAGCUUAUGCGCUCGUGCGUGGGACUUAUUCCAUUCAUAA